AUGAAACCAAUGAGAAGAAUGUCCAAAGCUGCAUUCUUAAGUUUCGUGUUCAUCGCCUUUGUCGUCACCACAGCAUCAUGGCAUUCAGUUCACGCUCAAGUCAUGUGCCCCGUUGUCAAACGCAAGGUUGCGGACUCGCUUCUUGAUAAGGAAGAUCCCAAUGGUCCUGGCUUUCGAGAAAUCAGUGGGCUGGCAUUUUCACCAUCACAGAGGCACAACAACCGUCCCAUAUUUUUUGGCAUCAGCGACGGAGGUGGUGGCCAACGAAUUGGGCUAUUUGACUCCCGCACAGGGGACCGACUGAUGACGCUAAGAGUAUCCUCUGAUUUUUUCAGCAAUCGCGAUUGGGAGUCAUUGACGAUUGGCUCCUGUGGAAAGUCGGGAGUCGAUCAGACAUGUCUCUACAUUAUGGACGCGGGGGACAAUGAAGCAAGAGCCACCAGUGGUAACAGGGGAAGGGGUAGCUACCAUGUUGUCAAAAUAAGAGAACCGAGACUAGGGGAAUACAAUGACAACGAUAGGAUUCCUACUAGUAGGAUGUCCAAGUUGACAUUUUAUUAUGACCAUUCAUCGUCGCCUACCAAUCACGCUGAUUGCGAGGCAAUGUUUUUGGAUCACAAGGGGUGGGGGGACGACGAAGCUGUCGGAGACAUUUAUCUUGCUACGAAAUGGGACCGAGAAAAUCAAUUUCGAUACAAUCGUCUGUUUCAUAUUCCUGCAUCGGCUUGGUCCAGUCGGUUGGAGGGAAACGUCCGAUUUUAUUCACCGAGAGCGAUUGGAAGGUACGAUUUUGAACAAUAUGAGAACAAUGGAGGCAUUCAUAUCAUGAAGAGAACGUGGACCGGUGCAGAAAUGUCGAUGGACGGAACCAUGAUUGGACUAGGAAACGCAGUACGGACGUUUGUAUUCUUGCGAUGUCCGGGGACAAGCGUCUGGAGUGCCAUGGCCAAUCCAGACAAUAGGAGUAGGGCGUGCGUCGACUGGACUCAUCCAGUCGCUGGACAAAUUGAAACAUUUGCUUGGGCACCAGACAGCCAAAGAACCUUGAGUAUACCAGAAGCCAAUAAUCCGCGCCUAGGUUGGACCGAACUUACCUACAAUGCGGGGGAUUCUUCAAAGGUUUGCACUACCAGUCUGACGAGACCACCUACCCGUCCACCGACUCCACCGCCAACAGGACGACCCACGAGGCCACCUACCAGACCUCCAACGAGAAGACCAACUCCGCAACCGACGAGACGGCCCACUCCAAGUCCGACACCGCAACCUACUCCACCGCCAACACCCCAACCAACGAGACCUCCGACGAGGGAACCCACGCGACGACCAACGCGUAAUCCAACUCCUGGACCUACCCCAGACCCAACGCCAGGACCAACCAGACCGCCAACGCGUAAUCCAACUCCUGGACCAACUCGAGAGCCGACACCGGGGCCAACAAGACCGCCAACGCGAAAUCCAACUCCUGGACCAACUCGAGAGCCAACACCGGGGCCAACAAGACCGCCCACGCGAAAUCCAACCCCUGGACCUACUCCAAAGCCAUCACCUGGGCCGACGAGACCACCUACUCCAGGGCCGACGAUGCUACCAACCAUGUCAGAUAUGCCUAGUAUACUUCCAUCAGACAGUCCAAGUAGCGAGCCCACGACAGCGGAACCAACAAUUCAACCAUCCGCGAUUCCUAGCAUUGAACCAACGACUGCUGGACCGACACGACUUCCAUCGAUCAUGCCGAGUGGUGCACCAACGACGACGGCGCCGACAAUCACAGCGUCAUCUAAUCCGAGUGAAUCCCCAACGACUCCCAAGCCGACCAUGUCGCCAACUUCUGGGAUCUUUAUACCAACCGACAACCCUUCCUUGGUACCAACCGUGAUGCCCUCCUCGGUUCCUUCCUCGACGCCGACGGAUGCACCAUCUUCCAGUCCAAGUAACGUUUUUUCUGGAAGUCCUUCAAUUGCAACUCCAAUGCCCAGUCUUGCACCAACUCCAAUGCCCAGUCUUGUACCGACCCAAACUCCAAGCUUGCUGCCCACGAACAAGCCAUCGGCAUUUCCAACGAGAGGACUUGAUGAUACAUUGACGAUUGACAUUAUGACUGAGCAGCCGACGGCGACAAUAGAUCCAGUUAACACUUCUGAAAGCGACAAUGGUGAUGUCUCAGGGCAGGAAGAAGAGAAGCAGUGUUUUGGAAUCUGCCCACCUGGUAUUGCGUUAAUCAAUCCUGGGAAAAGAGUUGACAUUGAGCGCGAUGAAAUUUCCUGUUCGGCAAUCGAAAAAGUAUAUCGAGAUCAAUGGGGAGCAAACAAUGUUUGUGAUGCGUUGGCAAUUAGGGCACGGCGAGCGGGGUGUCUGUGUGGGCAGAAUCAGCUGGAAUUAGACCUUGGUACUUCUAGCGACAUCACGGAAACUGGCUACACAGCAAUACUGGCAGCUGCGACCGCCUUUCUACUCAUUAUUUUUGCUGGAGUGAGAAUCUGUCUGUACAAACAUGGGGAGGAAGAUAAGAAUAGUGAAGUGGAAGUGAAUGGAAACAGGAUUGGUGAUGACGGGCUUAGUGGAAUUGCUGGCAUCGGAAAAUCAAAACGAAUUUUCGAAAAUGAGGAAGGACGGGAAGGACGCAAAUCGUACUCGCAGUCCUGGACGUUGUGGAUGCGACAAUACGAGAGGCGUGGUGGCACAAGUGUGGCUGGAACCUUUGACGACACAACAGUAGCGGGGAGGUUCAAUUGGGGAAAAAACGCUAGCGGUAGAAAUAAUGAAUUCUCCUAA
Molecule: messenger RNA, 2775 nt
Organism: Cylindrotheca closterium
Lineage: Eukaryota; Bacillariophyta; Bacillariophyceae; Bacillariales; Bacillariaceae
Source: the annotation of a GenBank genome assembly